AAUUCCUGCGAGUUUAUCUCACAGCGCGAUCCAUCCUCCUACUUGGAACCUACCAACACUACCACACCAUCCCGUCUCCAUACCAACCACAACUCCACCAACCACCAUGAACACCACAAACAGCACAUUCACCUACCAAAACGCCCUCUUCCCGCACAACCCCUCCCCCAACGCCUCCGCCUGGACCUUCCCACCCCCCGUCCCCGCUCCCUUCCUCCGCAAAUGGAUCGAGGAUUUCUUCUCCACGAACAACCCCUCGCGCACCCCACCGACGGCAGAAUCGCCAGAGCAGAGACCCCAGCAGUCGUACUACUUUGAGGUGGAAGCCACGAAGAGCGGGAUGGGUGGGAAGCAGGGGGAAUUUGGGAGCGCGGAGAAGGUGGUGAGGGUUGGGGAUGUGGUCGAGUUGGCGUGGGUGGGUGGGAAGGGGGAUGCAGAGGCGGGGACGGAGACGACGCAGGGAAGGAGGAGGAGGAGGGAGGGGAUGGAGAAGUUGGGGGAUGGGACGAGGGAGGAGCGGGUCGUGAGGUUGAGGUGUGUGGUGUGUAGUUUGGGGAUCAAGGAAGGGGGCAGUGUGGGGGAUGCGUGUGAGAAGUGUGAGUUCCUGCUCCCUUUUCUUCUUUCAUCUUUCUUCGUCUCUUCCCAGAGUCAAGCUUCGCACGUCCAAUCUCUUUUCUACCUCAUGACUUUGCAGAUCCUAGCAGACUCUGCUUUAAUGCCGCGAUACUGACCCACUAUCUUUCUCCUACCCCAGACUCGGAUACCUCGCACUUCUCCCCCUUCACCGACAUAACGCCCUCGCAUCCCAACCCCCCCGCAUACCUCUACACCAUCCCCUCCCUCUCCAAAACCUUCAUCCCGCCCGACGAAGCCGUUGGCUUGUGCUACUUCAUGCUCAGCGACGCCUACGGCGG
Westerdykella ornata is the source of this 914-nucleotide messenger RNA. RefSeq lists its product as uncharacterized. Bases 107 to 730 code for a protein of 207 amino acids. The transcript has a single exon. The record is from RefSeq and is a predicted model, not a curated record. Lineage: Eukaryota; Fungi; Ascomycota; Dothideomycetes; Pleosporales; Sporormiaceae.